UCGGAACCGGGACACGCAGACACAGAGAGAGGUGCGCGCGCGGUGCGGGGAUGCACGAGCUUCACCUGCAGUACGGACAUUACAAAUAAGUCCAGCAGAAUUAUUAUUAUCAUUAUUCACUAACAGAAAUGACCUGUGUUCAAAGCCAACAUGGAGUCCAGCCUUAUGAGAGCAUGGUCUUCAGCUCAGAGUUUAUGAACCCUGACUUCACCUCCAGGUUGGCCAUGGACAUGAGCGAGCAGGGGGAGCAGCUCUCCACAUCCUCUCUGCCGAGCAUCACCUCCCUGGUGGGAGGCUACGGGGGAGAAUUUGAUACCUACUCCUGUCAGCUUGCAACCGCUGCUGCCUCAACCUGCGCCAGUGCCACCUCGGGCCAGGACUCCUUCAAGCUGGAGGAUCUCCAAGUCUAUGGGUGCUACCCCGGCACAUUCACCUUGAGCUACAUGGACGAUGCACUGUCUACGUCAGGUGGCUCGAACUGUUUUGGUAGCCCAGUCUCGGCUCCUUCUCCCUCAACCCCGGGUUUCCAGUCAGUGCCUUCCUGGGAUGGAGCGUAUGGGUCCUGCUCCCCUGAUGCAGGCUGCUGGGGUUCAGAGAAGACGCCUCUUCCUCAGGCCUCUUCCUUUUUCACUUUUGGACCUCUUUCAGGAGAGGACAUGUCUCCACUGGGACAGCUGCAGCAACAUCAGCUUCCUGAUCAGGAUCCCUUUUCUCGGGGCCAUCAGAACAGCUUCAGUCCACACAGGCUGGAUCACAGCAGCAGGGAUGGUUCGGUCCUAGUGGACAAUCAGCUGUCUCCCAAAAUCAAGAGUCCAACAGGAAAUGAAGGGUGCUGUGCGGUGUGUGGGGACAACGCCUCUUGCCAGCACUAUGGAGUGCGCACCUGUGAGGGCUGCAAGGGUUUCUUUAAGCGUACAGUACAGAAAAAUGCCAAGUACGUCUGCCUCGCUAAUAAAGACUGCCCAGUGGACAAACGGCGGCGAAACAGGUGCCAGUUCUGUCGCUUUCAGAAGUGCCUUGCAGUCGGAAUGGUGAAAGAAGUUGUAAGAACAGACAGCCUCAAGGGCAGAAGGGGUCGUUUGCCUUCCAAGCCCAAACCAGUCACAGAAUCGGCGUCUGCUUUGUCUUCUGGAAACAUCAUCACCUCUCUUGUGAAUGCCCACAUGGACUCAAACCCCGCCAUCACAAAACUGGACUACUCAAAGUAUCAGCAAACAGUUGCAAGUGUGUCUGAAAAGGAGGACGCCAAGGACAUUCAGCAGUUUUACGACCUGCUCACCGAGUCCAUGAGUGUGAUCAGAAAGUGGGCCGAAAGCAUCCCAGGAUUCACCGCUUUCUCUAUAGAGGACCAGGACUUGCUGUUCGAAUCAGCCUUCAUCGAGCUCUUCAUAUUACGACUAGCUUACAGAUCACACCCAGAGACGGAUAAACUGAUCUUCUGCAACGGGGUGGUUCUUCACCGCAUGCAGUGUGUGCGGGGAUUUGGCGAGUGGAUCGACUCCAUUAUUGAGUUCUCGCAGAGUUUGCAUCGCCUGAACCUGGACGUGGCGUCGUUCUGCUGUCUCGCCACGCUAGUCAUUAUAACAGAUCGGCACGGCCUCAAGGAGCCCAAACGGGUGGAGGAUUUCCAGAACCAUCUGAUAACUUGUCUCAAAGACCACGUUGCCACGAGUGUCUCAGAAACAGCACGUCCCAACUACCUGUCACGGCUGCUGGGGAAACUGCCCGAGCUCAGGACGCUGUGCACUCAAGGCUUUCAGCGCAUCUUCUAUCUUAAACUAGAGGAUCUCGUCCCACCUCCUCCGAUUGUGGAGAAGAUCUUCAUGGACACGUUUCCUUUCUGAAUGUGACUGCGGUGCUAUUUAAAGACUUGGACAAAAGCACAGCGGAGCAGAGGAGAGAUUCGGAAGCACUUGUCUAACCCUGGCAGCUCUGUAUUCUUUUAGGCAUGUGACUAUGAUCUUCUCAGUGGGAGUGCAAAAUCAGAAAGACGUUCAGUGAACGUUGUAGGAAAUUUUGCAGCAAAAAAGAAAGAAAGAAAGCCUCACCAAGUCCCCAUAUGUUUCCUCAACCUCAUCAUUUGUUUCAGAACUUUGGAAUCAUGGCUUUAUUGUGAACUUCAACUUUAUUGUGAUUGUGUGCAACUUGACAGUUGAACAUCAUACACGGUGUGUGUGUGUGUGUGUGUGUGUGUGUGUGUGUGUGUGUGUGUGUGUGUGUGUGAUAGAGAGAGAGAGAGUGUGUGAAGAAUCAAAACCUCUCACUUUAACAGUAUUAGAGCUUUAUAAUUUCAGGACAUACAUAAUAUGAUGAUAAUGAUGAUGUCAAUAACAUCCAGAGACCUCAAUGGUGCUUUAAUAACACACACACACACACACACACACACACACACACACACACACACACACACACACACACACCUGUGGUUUAUUAAAAUAAAGGCCAUGGACCAAAACUGAUAUCGUUUACCAGGUUGCACAGAAUGACUAAAUAAAGCCUUAUACAGUAUAUUUACAGGGUGUCCCAAAAAAAUGUACUCACUCAGGAUCGUCUUCGUUUAGAGUGUGGAUUAAUGUUGGAAUGUCACAUUUCCAAUGAACUCGCUUCAAAAUGCGAUGAGUGCUUGAUUUUGGGAUUCCUGUCUCACGAGCCAUUUGUCGUACAGAUUUCUGUGGGGAUCAGUUGAAGGUUUCCAGCAAUUGAGUUUCCUUUGCAGGGCUGGUUGAUGACUGUGGUCUUCCUGAACACACUUUAUGGACGUCAUGCACAGUUCCAUCUGAUUCAAACUUAUCUCGGAUGUGAGCAGUGGUGCGUCGCAUUGGUGGAUCUUUGUGAAAAUGUCUUCUAAAUUGUCUUUGCACUUCCAUGAUGUUUUCGUGCUUCCAGUAGCACUUUAUGAUACAUUUUCUGUCUUCAAAACUUAGUUGUACUUCUGCCAUUAUUAGGGUUAAUUUGAUCUGAAAAGAAAUGAAAAAUCCAUUGAGUUAUGAGGAGUCAAAAUGUGAGUACAUUUUUUGGGACACCCUGUAUUAACAUCUGAGACUUAAGUUCAAUAGAUGCACAGAAUGAAUGUGAAUGCAGUUGAAAAAUCAUAUAAACUGCUCUUCGAAUCGGAUUUAAAUGCCAUGUGCUGUUCAGAAAACACAAGACACGCCACGCCUUCAAGACAUAUCUUCAUUAGAUGUACAACUGAAGUUUACACUUUACUUGGAUUAAAAUUUUUUUGCCAUUCAGAUUCACAUCUCUAAGUGACAAUAAUGAUGAUACAUUUCCAUCGAAACAUUUCUGAAGAUGUCAAGUGAUUUAUUGGCUUUUUUUUUUUGCAAGCCCUGUAACUCUGAGUAUUAUCACAGAAUGAAGAAUUUGUUUUGUGUGACUGCCAAACUUUAGCAUAUACAUAUUUGUAUGUACUGUCUGUAUAGAGAUGGCUUGAUAUGCUAUAUAUUUUGUCUUUAUACUGGCAUAGUGAAAAUGUCUGGGCAUUAU
Neoarius graeffei (lesser salmon catfish) is the source of this 3486-nucleotide messenger RNA. It is a transcript of the gene nr4a1, whose product is annotated as nuclear receptor subfamily 4, group A, member 1. Gene Ontology annotation, biological process: cellular response to corticotropin-releasing hormone stimulus; regulation of transcription by RNA polymerase II. The record is from RefSeq and is a predicted model, not a curated record. Gene Ontology annotation, cellular component: nucleus; transcription regulator complex. Lineage: Eukaryota; Metazoa; Chordata; Actinopteri; Siluriformes; Ariidae. The transcript is spliced from 7 exons. Gene Ontology annotation, molecular function: nuclear glucocorticoid receptor binding; nuclear receptor activity; zinc ion binding. Bases 129 to 1844 code for a protein of 571 amino acids.